Messenger RNA from Aspergillus lentulus, 642 nucleotides. RefSeq lists its product as uncharacterized. The record is from RefSeq and is a predicted model, not a curated record. Lineage: Eukaryota; Fungi; Ascomycota; Eurotiomycetes; Eurotiales; Aspergillaceae.
AUGCGGUUCAUGUACGCUCUGUCAUUAUUGGUCCCGCUGGGCUGUUUCAAGCUCAGUCUGGCGGAAUUUGUCCUCACCAUGCCAUGGGUCGGCUUUGUAAGCUCUGGCAACUACUGGCAGGGUUAUGAGGGACGCGUGAUAAGUGAAAACGGGAACACGACGACGUACGCAAUCAACUGCCCUCCGGCAAGUGACAAAACUGCCUGUAUCAGGUUUGAUCCUGAUGCGACAUUGAUCGCUGCGCCCAGCUCCUACGACUUCAUCAUGAGCAACUAUGACCAGUAUACAAGCACCGGGUGCACUUUCACUGGCUCUCCCACGCCCACCACCGCCACUUGCUCGUACAGCCAGUCAUGGCAUAUUCGUUCUUCCACUGUGACCCGUGACAGAACAUAUGUUCUUCCUGGAACCGAAAUUCGGGAAAUAGUCUCUGCUACCUUGACUGUGGCAGGGACGGGUCCUUUUCCUACUGGCACCGCUGCGACUGCUACUGCAGCGACAACGACGGGUUCUACUACAGGUGGGACAGUAGCAGGGAGUUCUACCGCGAGCACGACGGCUUCUGGAAAUGCCGCAGGCAGAACAAUGGCGCCGAUGAUGCUGGUGGGUGCGGUGGUGGCCGGCAUGGCGGUGCGAGCAUAG